AUGGGCUCCGCUCCUUACUCCUCCGCGGCCAACCAGCUGUCGACCCUGCUGGCAGACGAGCCCAGCGGUCCCUCGAUUCAGGUGGCCAUCCCGGGCCCCAAGGCCAAGGCCGUGGCCGACGACCUCAACACUGUUUUCGACACUCGCGCCUUGAACAUGGUCGCCGACUACCGCAAGUCACACGGCAACUACAUUGUCGACCCUGAUGGCAACGUGCUGCUGGACGUGUACGCCCAGAUUGCCUCCAUCCCGGUCGGCUACAACAACCCGGCUCUGCUGGCUGCUGCUCAGUCGGAGGAGAUGGCCCAGGCCCUGAUCAACCGCCCGGCUCUAGGCAACUUCCCUUCGGUCGACUGGGCCGACAUUCUGCGCUCUGGCAUCCUCAAGGUGGCCCCGCCCGGCCUGGACCAGGUGUUCACCGCACUCGCCGGUUCCGACGCCAACGAGACAGCCUACAAGGCCGCGUUCAUGUGGCGCCGCCAGAAGGAGCGCGGUGGCCCCAGCGUCGAGUUCACUGAGGAAGAGAUGAACAGCGCCAUGGUCAACCACGGCCCCGGCGCGCCCGACCUGUCCAUCUUGUCCUUCAAGUCGGCCUUCCACGGUCGGUUGUUCGGCUCGCUGUCGACCACCCGCUCCAAGCCGAUCCACAAACUAGACAUCCCUGCCUUUGACUGGCCCCGCGCUACCUUCCCCGAGAUCAAGUACCCGCUUGAGGAGCAUGCGGAGGAGAACGCCAAGGCCGAGGCCGCUGCCCUGGCCGAGGUCGAAGAUCUGAUCCUCAACUUCCACUCCCCGCCCGCCGCCGUCGUUGUCGAGCCGAUUCAGUCCGAGGGCGGUGACAACCACGCAUCGCCGGCCUUCUUCCGCGGCCUGCGCGAGGUGACCCGCAAGCACGGUGUGCUCAUGAUUGUCGACGAGGUGCAGACCGGUGUGGGCGCGACGGGCAAGUUCUGGGCCCAUGAGCAUUGGAACCUGCCCCACCCGCCCGACAUGGUGACCUUCUCCAAGAAGGCCCAGACCGCCGGCUACUACUUUGGCAACCCCGAGCUGCGCCCCAACAAGCCAUACCGCCAAUUCAACACAUGGAUGGGCGACCCGGCCCGCGCCCUGCUCUUCCGCGCCAUCAUUGACUACAUCCAGAAGAACGACCUAGUCGCCCAGACCGCCCGCGUCGGCGACUACCUGUUUGGCAAGCUCGAGAAGUUGGCCGCCCAGUACCCCGACCAGUUCGCCAACCUGCGCGGCAAGGGCCAGGGCACUUUCAUUGCAUUUGACAACCCGAAGCGUGAUGCGUUCCUGGCCAAGGCCAAGACCUUUGGCGUCAACAUUGGCGGCUCUGGUGCCAACGCUGUGCGUUUGCGGCCAAUGCUAAUCUUCCAGGAGAAGCACGCCGAUAUCCUGAUCGAUGCCCUCGAGAAGAUCGUCAAGUCGCUGUAA
Sporothrix brasiliensis 5110 is the source of this 1437-nucleotide messenger RNA. Its product is annotated as 4-aminobutyrate aminotransferase. Gene Ontology annotation, molecular function: pyridoxal phosphate binding. Gene Ontology annotation, cellular component: mitochondrion. Gene Ontology annotation, biological process: GABA catabolic process. The transcript has a single exon. The record is from RefSeq and is a predicted model, not a curated record. Bases 1 to 1437 code for a protein of 478 amino acids. NCBI's taxonomy places the organism in Eukaryota, Fungi, Ascomycota, Sordariomycetes, Ophiostomatales, Ophiostomataceae.